GACCAGAGAGGCGGCUGCGUUCCAUUACGGUUGCCAGGCUUGGCUUCCUACUGUCGCUGGAUGGCAAGUACACGUCUUCUCCCCAAUUAGAUUUAUUGCAAGGAAAACUGACAAAACCAUACGUACGUAUGGAUCGUGCUAUAUUAGUCAUAUUUUUAACAAAUUGUCAUGAUUUUUUUAUUUUUUAUUUUUUUAUUAUUCUUUUUUAUUUUUCUUGUUUUUUUCAUUUUUUUAUUUCUGUUUGUUAUUUAUUUUCCUUCUUUUUAUUUUUACUUAAAACCGGCAGCUUUUAUUGAACUAUUAGCAUACACGCAACUAGGAUUUCUCAUUUCAUGUAACACAAUGUAAUGGUAUUUGGGGUUUUUUUAGUAUUAGACUUGUUAUACAACACAUAAAAACAAUGUUUAUGUAACCUGUAAUGUUGGAAGAUCAUAGCACUUACCGGAAGCUAACCAGAGUGCUUUGAUGUCAUUCUUGUCACGGCCAGCAGGGAGCGUUAUGUGCAUGGUAAUCGAAGCUGCGCUGUGAUGUACACUUCAUUUCAUUGUUCCCGUCCUUGAGGAUGCGCCAGUCGAGUAGUCUAUAAAGUAUAAUUUAAGAAUCGCCAUGGGGACGGUCACUGCAGCAGUAGCAGGUGUAGCACCCGUUGGGAGAAGGGCACUGGGGGGGCAGCAUGGCUCUGGAGAGGUCUGGGGACAGGCAACAAUAAAACAUGCAUCUACAGUAUCAGCGGUGAGCUCCAAAGCAAAGCCACCAUGCAAGAUUUGAUUUCCCUUCUGAGACUGCCGUGAAUCGGUUGUUGAACCUCUUGAAAAGUGUUGCAAGAAUCGUUUGGCGCGCCUCUUCGCACCGUCGCAAGUGUCACAUCUCCCAAGGCACGGCAGUUACUUUGGUUUCAUCGUAGCAACAGUAACAGAGCUUGCUGCCAUCGAGGAGGUAGGAGAUGUGGUAGACAGAAAGACGGAAUAACAUCAGAAGGACAAGUGUUUUUAGGCAUGGCACCUUGUUUUUGAAAGAUGCAGAAUAUUGAAAGUCUGCACUUUUUUAUAAUCGGCAAAUUGAAAGAAGAAAUGCUAUGGACUAGCAUGGUGCACCUUUUUGGAUUACAGUUCCAGGAGGGACUUGUAUUUCCUGGAGAUUCCCUGAGAAUGUUCAUCGUUGAUGGGUUUGUUCUCCAAAGGUAAGGCUUCCUGGAGCUUGGAUGGAUCCUACACUGGACAUAUGGCCGCUUCCUAAACAUUUUUGGCCUUAAGGGCCAUCCAUCCAUUGCAGGGUGGCUGGAAUCUAUCCUGUCUGUCCUGUAUUGUCUUCAGGGCUUGAACUGAACUGAUCAUAGGUCUGAUACAUGGAGCUACAACGUCGUUUGACUGUGGGAGGAACUUGAGAUGCCUUGACGAUGUCUUGAGAACCUGAGGCACCAGUUCAUACCUGCUGUACUGCUCCCUCAGUGAUUAUCAUUGCAGUAUUAAGCCAACCAAAAGAACUGUAAACGGUCAAUAUGUCCAACCAGGUUUUCCACAUCGACACAGAGCAGCCUGCGGAGUACCCUGUGGUGUACCCGUGUCAGGACCCUGGUGAUGCAACUGGCACCCAUAACACGCUGGCGCUCCCGCGUGGAUAUGGCCUUCUAAACACCAUCUGUCCCACCUUCACCCCCGACUCCUUGGAGAGGCUUUACCAGAGUUACUUCCGGCGGCAGAGACAGGAGAACAUGCUGGCGCUGAUGACAUUCGCUGCUCUCUUCAAUAGCUUCGUUGUCAUCAUGUGUGCGGUGGUUUACACCGAGGACAAACAGGCCAUGGUGCUCGUGGCCGCGGUGGGCCUGGCCGCCGACCUAGUCUUCCACGAGUUGUACCGGCUGCAGAAACUGCCCAAGUCGGCGGUGUCGCGCGGCGCUGUCCCCUACAUUCUGUGGUUGAUGGUUACUGCCCAUGUCCUGUGUUACUCUGGACUCAACUAUGCACGCUUCCCCCAAGCCAGUGACUCGGUGGGCUGGCAGGCCUUUUUUAGUUUCUCGACCUUCUUGAUGCUACCACUCAACCUGGCGGCGCUUGUUCUGCUGUCAGCUCUCGCCUGUGGGAUCCAUAUCCUGAUGCUGGGGGUGACUGUAGCUCAAAGGUUUGACGACAACCAGCGAGGACCCAUGCUGGUCAGGCAGCUUCUGGCCAACGCCAUGCUGUACCUUUGUGCAGCCGCAGUGGGGGUCCUGUCGUACUACAUGGCCGACAGGAAGUACAGGACGGCCUUUUUGGAGGCACGUCAGUCCCUGGAGGUGAAACUCACGUUGGAGGAACAAAGUGCCCAGCAGGAGGAAUUACUGUUGUCCAUCCUGCCCAAACACAUUGCCGAUGAGAUGCUGCAGGGCUUGAAGAAUCGUGCCGAUGAGAAUGAGGUCCAGCAGCAGCGGCAGCAGUUCAACACCAUGUACAUGUACCGCCAUGAGCAUGUCAGCAUCCUGUUUGCCGACAUUGUGGGCUUCACACAGCUAUCUUCCGCCUGCAGUGCACAGGAGCUCGUGAAGCUGCUCAAUGAGCUCUUUGCUCGUUUCGAUAAACUUGCCGAACGGCACCAUCAACUGCGAAUCAAGAUCUUAGGCGACUGCUACUACUGCAUCUGUGGUCUUCCCGACUUCAGAGAGGACCACGCCGCCUGCUCCAUCAUGAUGGGCCUCUCCAUGGUAGAAGCCAUCUCUUACGUGCGAGAGAAGACCAAAACAGAGGUGGACAUGCGAGUGGGCGUCCACACCGGCACCGUUCUGGGAGGAGUACUGGGCCAGAAGCGCUGGCAGUUUGAUGUCUGGUCUACGGACGUCACCGUUGCCAAUAAGAUGGAAUCUGGAGGGAUUCCUGGGCGAGUGCACAUUUCCCAGAGCACCAAGGAGAGUCUGCACGGAGAGUUUGAACUGGAGCCUGGCAACGGCGGUGAAAGAUGCGAGUACCUGCUGGAGAAAGGCAUCGACACUUAUUUAGUUGUGGUGCCAAAAAAGAAAGAUAAGCUCAAUGCAAAAACAUCCAGUGUUUUGUACACCGGAAAGUCUCACCUGCUGAUUAACACCACGUCAAACCACGGAGCCUCGUCACCGCCAGCGUCUGAGUCCAAACAGGAGAGGAACAGGCUGGUUGAAGAACAAGUCAUCAACACGCGCUUGCAGCAGGAGCUCCUGGAAAGAGAAACACGACAAAUAAUGAAGAACCUGAUCCAUCCUAUCUCGCUCCACUUUGUGGACAGAAAGCUGGAGGCGCUCUAUUCCUCCGAGAAGGAGAAGUGCAGCGGCGCAGCCUUCUGCUGCUGCGCCAUCGUGCUCCUCUUCAUCACCGCCAUGGAGGUGUUCAUAGAUCCCCUACUGAUUGAGAACUAUGUGACUCUUGCAGUAGGAGAGGGUCUGCUGUGCAUCCUCAUUGUGAGCUCCCUGGCCGCCAUCUUCCCCGAGAUGUUUUCCAAGAAGCUGGUGUCCUUUUCCAUGUGGAUUGAUCACACACGCUGGGCAAGAAACACGUGGGCAGUGGGGGCCAUAUUUGUCCUCACCAUGGCCACCAUAGCUGAUAUGCUGAGUUGUGUCCCUCCACAUUUCCGAGUGGUCAACAGCACAUCUGCCCUCACGCUGGAUGCGGUGGGAGAGUGCGCGGAGAACCCCAAGCACUACAGCUUCAUGUCUGUGAUGGUGCUGAUCGCCACCACCAUGCUGGUGCAGGUCAGCCACCUCGUCAAGCUGGGACUGAUGGCGCUGGUUGUCACGGCGACGGGAGCCAUCAACAUCUACAGCUGGGGGAGCAUCUUCGACCUUUACGACUUUGUACACUUUGCCUCCCACCGAGCAUCCAUGGUACCAUCCAAGUACCUCAUGACCAUGAUGAUCAUAGUCAUGAUGCUGAGCUUCUACCUCUUCUCCCGCCAUUUGGAGCGUCAAUCCAGGAAGUUGUUCUUGUGGAAGAUCGGCGUGCACGAUCAGAAAGAACGCGUGCUGGAGAUGAGACGCUGGAAUGAAGCGCUGGUCGCUAACAUGCUGCCAGAGCAUGUGGCCAAACACUUCCUCGGCACCAAAAAGAGAGAUGAGGAGCUGUACAGUCAGUCGUACGAUGAAGUGGGUGUGAUGUUCGCUUCCAUCCCUAACUUUUCGGACUUUUACACCGAAGAGAGCAUCAACAACGGAGGCAUUGAGUGCCUCCGCAUUCUCAAUGAGAUCAUCUCAGACUUUGACAGCUUGCUAGACAGGGACGAGUUCCGCAGCAUCACCAAGAUCAAGACAAUAGGAAGCACCUACAUGGCGGCGGCGGGACUCACCCCGAAAAGCAACGCCACAAACGUCCACUGCAGUCACAAGCCAGAGGACCAGACACUUAUGGAGCACUGGCGGCACCUCGCUGAUCUGGCAGACUUUGCUUUGGCUAUGAAAGUCACCCUCAAUAACCUCAACAAACAGUCCUUCAAUAACUUCAUGCUACGGAUCGGUCUCAACAAAGGCGGGGUUUUGGCAGGCGUGAUCGGAGCUCGUAAACCUCACUAUGACAUCUGGGGAAACACGGUCAAUGUGGCCAGUAGGAUGGAGUCAACCGGAGUCAUGGGAAACAUUCAGGUGGUGGAGGACUGCUAUGACAUCUUGAAGGAUUAUGGCUUCCGUUUUGUGCGACGGGGGCCCAUUUUUGUGAAAGGGAAAGGGGAACUACUGACCUUCUUCAUGAAGGGGAAAGAACUAAACACAGGUAACACGGGCCUACUGGGUACGACUCUUCCUCACCAGGUUGUGCACGUUUUCUGAUAUCUAGAAAGGACAUGACCAUGAUGGACUCAAUAUUUGGAUCCCAAACGUGAGAUUUUUUUAUUGGUAUUGUUCUUAUUCUCCUCCCCGCCUAUUGCCAACUGCUGUCCUGUAUGUACUGUGCUGUUAAUGUGCAGGUCACAUUAUGUAAAUGGUGUGUUCUUGAGGCUUUUUGGAGGUUUUUUCAGAAAGCUUUAUAGACGGAAUAGAUGUGUCCCAUUACAUGCAUUCUUAGCUUCCUUCUUUUUACUGUUUUUAUAUCUUUAGAAAGCACAGAUUUAAAAAACGACGUGUGUGUUCAUGCCUCACAUAAGGAUUGUGGAUGAUGGGGAAAAUUUCCCACAAAAUGCAGAUUUCCUUUAAAAGUGUAAAUAAGGGACUGUUCAUUUAGUUUUUUUCAUCCCUGAGCUCAAGCUUUGGAAAAGCAUGUAGUUUGGCCAUCAUUUAUAGUAUUACUAAUUAAAUAAGUUUGCACUAUUUUAUCAUUUU
Messenger RNA from Doryrhamphus excisus (bluestripe pipefish), 5245 nucleotides. Its product is annotated as adenylate cyclase type 3-like. Gene Ontology annotation, cellular component: plasma membrane. The record is from RefSeq and is a predicted model, not a curated record. Gene Ontology annotation, biological process: cAMP biosynthetic process; adenylate cyclase-activating G protein-coupled receptor signaling pathway; intracellular signal transduction. Gene Ontology annotation, molecular function: adenylate cyclase activity. NCBI's taxonomy places the organism in Eukaryota, Metazoa, Chordata, Actinopteri, Syngnathiformes, Syngnathidae.